Messenger RNA from Closterium sp. NIES-67, 1285 nucleotides. Lineage: Eukaryota; Viridiplantae; Streptophyta; Zygnematophyceae; Desmidiales; Closteriaceae. The record is from the annotation of a GenBank genome assembly.
CUUGUGAAAAUAUCGAGGGAGCUGAGUGUGGACAGCAAAGGGGAGCUGAAACUCGUCAUUUCUCAAGGAGAAGAUGAAUGAGAGAGGAGGAGAUGCUAAUGGGAGAGGAGCUGUACCUGAAAAGACAAGAGAAGGAUGAAAUCCUCAUGCUCCUGGUGUACGUGAAUGAUAUCCUUCUCUUCUCUGCAUCAACUGCUUUGCUGGACAGCGCAGAGCAGAUGUUGUAGAUGCAGUUCAAGUGCUCCAAGAUGGGUGAGGUGAAGUACUACUUGGGGAUGCAUGUGGAGAGAGAUGUGGAAAAGGGUGUGCUGAGGUUGCACCAAAGGAAGUACUGUGAGGGGCUGGCUCAGAAGUAUGGGCUGCAAGAUGGGGGAAAGCCAGCAACACCACUACCUUUAGGGUUUACUGUGGAGCCAUGUGCUGAUGAGGAGGUAGUGGGUGAGAGUGACAGGAAGCUGUUUCAUUCGAUGGUUGGGUCACUGAACUAUGCUGCAAAUCAUACACGGCCUGACAUUGCAUUUGCUACAUCACGGUUGGCUAGUGUGGUCUCACGCCCUAGUCAUGAGCAGCUGGAAGCGGCCAAGAGGUUGGUCUGCUAUGUGAGUGCUACGGCAUCAGUGGGAUUGGAGUACAGUGGAGUGAGGCAGCGGUUGCAGAGAGGUGCUGCAGAUGUGAAGAGUGGAGAGAUGCUCUUGAGUUGCUAUACUGACGCUAGCUUCAACUCAGUGAAAGCGGAUGGCACCAGCAUUGGGGGUUAUGUGUGCUUGCUAGGAGGUGGUGCUGUGAGCUGGCGCAGCAAGAAGCAGAAUGAGGUGGGAUUGUCCUCAUGUGAGACUGAGUACAUGGCCUUACACCAUUGGGUCAAGGAAGUGGUGUGGCUGAGGCGCUUGUUGGAGGAGUUGGGAGUUGGUCAGGAGGAGCCGACAGUUGUGUUCUGUAACAAUGAGUCUGCAGUGAAGCUGGCCAAGAAUGCUUGUCUGCAUGGGCUGACAAAAGACAUAAGGCCUAAGUGGCAUUGGGUGAGGAGACUCCUUGAUAAGGAGGUGCGGCUAGAGAUAGUGAAGACCCAUCAGCAGGCAGCAGAUAUUUUCACUAAGCGUCUGGCGGAGGCGGAUCAUUGGAAGGGCAUGAAGCUUGCUGGGAUGAGUGUGCAUUGAGUAUGCAUGCUUGAGAUGUUGGUAUGGUGGAUGAUGGUUGGCAGCCAGAGAGGGAGAUUGUUGUGUGAUGUCAUCAUAUGCUAUCACAUUCUGUCUGCCUCCCAUCUCUUGUUUCAAUUCGUAUGUAU